This is a messenger RNA of Cryptococcus wingfieldii CBS 7118, 1104 nucleotides long. Its product is annotated as ribose-phosphate pyrophosphokinase. Lineage: Eukaryota; Fungi; Basidiomycota; Tremellomycetes; Tremellales; Cryptococcaceae. Gene Ontology annotation, cellular component: ribose phosphate diphosphokinase complex; cytoplasm. The record is from RefSeq and is a predicted model, not a curated record. Gene Ontology annotation, molecular function: magnesium ion binding; ribose phosphate diphosphokinase activity. The transcript has 7 exons. Gene Ontology annotation, biological process: purine nucleotide biosynthetic process; ribonucleoside monophosphate biosynthetic process; 5-phosphoribose 1-diphosphate biosynthetic process. Bases 1 to 1104 code for a protein of 367 amino acids.
AUGCACCAGAUCGGAAACUCCAUCAAAUUGCUCACCGGCAACGCUCACCCCAAGCUUGCCGAAGCUGUGGCUGCCAGACUCGGUAUUCCCCUCACCCCUUGCCACGUCUCCAAGUUCCUCUCCCUCGAAACCAGUGUCCAGAUCCACUCUUCCGUGCGAGAUGAAGACGUCUUCAUCAUCCAGUCCCCCUCGCCUCCUGAUGUGAACGACCACCUGAUGGAGCUGCUUAUCAUGAUAUCUGCGUGCAAGACGGCGAGUGCCAAGAGGAUCACAGCUGUCAUCCCUUGCUACCCCUAUGCCAGGCAGGACAAGAAGGACAAGUCCCGAGCUCCCAUCACUGCCAAGCUUGUCGCCAACCUCCUUGCCGUCGCUGGUGCCGACCAUGUCAUCACCAUGGACCUCCACGCUUCCCAGAUCCAGGGUUUCUUUGACAUCCCCGUCGAUAACCUGUUCUCCGAGCCAACGAUGAUGCAAUAUAUCAAGGCAGAGAUCCCAGAGUGGAGGGACGCUAUCAUUGUGUCUCCGGAUGCGGGUGGUGCCAAGAGAGCGACUGCUCUGGCGGACCAGCUCAAUCUGGAUUUCGCCCUCAUCAACCGUAAACGUCGGCGCGACAUGGCCGCCUCCCUCUGUCUCCCUACCGUCCCCCCUACCCCAGUCGGCUCCGCCCCAAACUCUUCCGCUUCGUCUUCUUCCGAUGGAGAGUACUUUAAUGAUGCGGAUGACCAGAGCGGUAUCGUGGAGAAGAUGGAACUGCUGGUCGGCGAUGUGAGGGGGAAGGUGGCGAUCUUGAUUGAUGACAUGGUCGACACGGGACACACCGUUCGUCUUGCUGCUGGUGUGUUGAGGGAUAACGGUGCCAAGGAGGUUUACGCCUUGAUCUCUCACGGUCUCCUCUCGGAAACAACAAUGGACAACCUCCGCGACCUCCCCGUCAAGAAGCUCGUCGUCACCAACUCAAUCGAUCAAUCGUCCCGUGUCGAGGCUUGCGACGGCUUGCUCGAAGCGCUGGAUAUUGCGCCAGUGAUUGCGGAGAGUAUCAGGAGAACGCAUAACGGAGAGAGUAUCUCGGCGUUGUUUAGGCCGAAUGAUGUCUUUGAUUUCUAA